Manduca sexta (tobacco hornworm) is the source of this 2420-nucleotide messenger RNA. Its product is annotated as adenosine deaminase 2. Gene Ontology annotation, molecular function: adenosine deaminase activity. The transcript has a single exon. Bases 182 to 1696 code for a protein of 504 amino acids. The record is from RefSeq and is a predicted model, not a curated record. Gene Ontology annotation, biological process: inosine biosynthetic process; adenosine catabolic process. NCBI's taxonomy places the organism in Eukaryota, Metazoa, Arthropoda, Insecta, Lepidoptera, Sphingidae.
CCCUUUGUGACGCGUUUGCUUGUGACCUUCCGUCAAAUCACGUCUUAAAAUAAAAUCCUAAGUUAACUUCACACAGGCUUAUAUAUACGAAUGAUUACCGCACUCACAAGCCAGUAGUAGUGUCUGAGACGCCUUCCUGACAGCCGGCGUGCCCUACCGAUACCCCGCAGUGAUUGUAAACAUGAUACAAAUCACACUUUACAUUGCUCUAUUUGUUAUCAAAUCAAUUGACGGUAGAACAAUAGAUCAAUACAGCCAUAGAAGAGAACAACUGAUACAGGAAGAAAUAGCUUCAUCUCUCGGUGGCAGAAUAGUUUUGAACAAUGAAGAGAAAACAGCGAACGGUAUACUCAUGUAUUGGAAGAAUAAGGAGAUUGACGAAUCAUUCCAUAAUCCUGCGUACUUUAACUUCUCAAGACAUUAUUUCACCUACAAAAAGUACAUGGAGACUUCGAAGGUUUAUCAGAUUGUUCGAAAAAUGCCCAAAGGUGCGGCUCUACAUGUCCACAGCUCCGCGAUGCUGCACGAGGACAAUUUGCUGCAGCUGACGUAUGAAGACCACUUAUACGCUUGUUACACUAACAAUGAUUUAAGCCUACGCUUCUCAGACACCGUUCCCGUCCGACCUUGUCCAGUUAAAUGGUCACUGCUCACUGAACUCAGAAAUGCUUCCGGUGACGUCACAGCAUUCGAUCAGGAACUCAAAAAACAUUUAACUAUGUACACGGAGAAUGUUAAAGAUUUCGAUAGUGAUAUCAAUAAUGUUUGGAAAAGAUUCAAUCAAGUGUAUACAGUAGUUAAAUCGUUGAUUGGAUACAGGCCGGUGCGAGAGAAGUUCUUCUAUGCGGCCUUGAAGAAUUUCUACAAUGAUAAUGUUAUGUAUGUCGAGAUAAGAAGCGGACUGCACCAAUUGCAUGAAUUAAAUGGGACGUUGCACGAUAAAAUGUAUUUAGCGCAGUUAUAUAGAGACGUUGCAAGUAAAUUCAAAGAAGACUAUCCAGAUUUUCAAGGAGUGAAAUUGAUUAUGACCAGGCAUCGGACGGUAGACUUAAAUCAAUUGCGAGAAGCGCUCGAUGUCGCUCGGCAACUUAAACGCGACAUGCCUAAAAUGUUCGCUGGGUUUGAUCUAGUUGGCCAAGAGGACUUAGGGAAACCUCUAAUUGACUUUCUACCAGAGCUGACUAAGGCCAAAAACGAAAUGGACUUCUUCUUCCACGGCGGGGAGACAAACUGGUACGGAACGCCAACUGAUGAAAAUUUAUUCGAUGCUAUUCUUCUAGGAGCUAAGAGGAUAGGGCACGCCUAUGCAUUAGUGAAGCAUCCAAGUCUUCUAGUGUCAGUGAAGCAAAAAGACAUUGCCUUGGAAGUGAAUGUGAUAUCAAACGCUGUGUUAGCGUUGGUGCGUGAUGUGAGGAACCAUCCAUUAGCUACAUACUUGGCUUUGGGUCUACCAGUGGUGUUAUCAAGUGAUGAUCCAGGAUCGUGGGGGGCUGCCCCACUCUCCCACGACUUUUACGUCGCCUUUGUCGCUGUUGCCAGUAAGCAUGCAGAUUUAAGAAUGUUAAAGCAACUCGCAAUAAAUUCCAUAAGAUAUAGCGCUUUGAAUGAAAAUGAAAAAAUACAAUCGUUUAAAAUGUUCAACCAUCAUUGGAAUAGGUUUAUUAAAGAUAUUAUAAAACACGAUAAACAAAGAUAAAAUGGUCAGUAAUUUAUUAAUUUAUAACUAAGAUAGCAUCCGUUAUGGAUGUUAAAUAUAAUUUUCCAGUUUACAUUUUAACCUCAUUUAAUUAUAAUUUAUAUUUUAGGUAUAUUCAUAUUUAGUUUACGGAGUAACCAAUUAUUAAUACGUAAACAGUACUAAAUCUACUAAUAUUUCUUAAAGAUAGUCACGAUUUAGUUAACUUGUUUCAUAGUUCCUAUUACGAAAAAUAUUAUUUGUGAAUUAAUGGGAAUAAAGACUUGUAAGAUAUAUUAAAUUAAAAUAAUUUCUUGCGUAAAAAUAUGUUUUCAUUUUCCUAUAUGUCAAUAAGUAAAGUUCCUUUAUACAUUUUACAUUGGAUUUUAAACCUGGCAUCUAUAUUAAACUUAUAUUAUAUUUCAUAUCAUGUGUAUGUCUCGGAUGUAGGCAGUACCUAUGAAUACUCAUCAAUUUAGAAUAGGUUAUCUUGAUAUUCACUAACCUAUAGGCGUUACCUAUCAAACCUAUUUUUCCAACAAAAAUGUCAUUUAAUAUUUGUAAUAAUAUCAUCACUCGAAAUCACAAAUGUUUAUUUAUCAUCUUGUUAUGAAGAGUUACAUUAACGUCAGAGAUAGAACAUAUAGAUUUACGACUCGCGACCUAUGGCCUAUAUAUUAGCUACUAGCUUUCGCCUACUGCUCCGCCUUGCUUAUAGCACCUACUGCACCUGCUUAGAGCACAC